CCAAGGGGAACUUUCAUAGAAAAGGAGAACUGAGACUUCUGGUGGGAGUGGGGAGGAUAGAGAAAGAGCUGCACUUCUCAUGCCCUUGUGAGAGGAUAAAAACAGGACUCAGGCAUGAAUCGCUCACAUCGGACAAGCUUUGCAGAGAUGAAGCUCCUUCUGUUCUUGGGGCUGUCCCUCCUCGCAGUUCUGGUGGUGCCCAGUGCUGAGGGCAAGAUAUUUCAGAGAUGCGAGCUUGCCAGGGUGCUGAAGCAGCAUCAGUUGGAAGGGUUUGUGGGACGCAAAGUCGCUGACUGGGUCUGCCUGGCACAACACGAGAGCAGUUACAAUACCGCGGCUGUGCAUGACAAUGGACGCAGCCGUGACUACGGGAUCUUCCAGAUCAACAGCCAGUACUGAUGUGAUGAUGGCAAGACGGCUGGCUCCAAGAACGCCUGCCGCAUUUCCUGCUACAAACUCCUGGAUGAUAACAUUGCGGAUGACAUAGCAUGUGGCAAGCAGAUUGCGAGGGAAGCGAGGGGCCUGACCCCCUGGGUUGCCUGGAGGAGACACUGCCAAGGGAAUGUUGACCCAUAUGUCAGGGGCUGUUUCUAGUUCAGUAUCUCUGGAAGCAACUGGGUCACUGAAGAUGAUCCAUGUGGGGAGUUGAUGGUAGUUGAAAAUGGGUCACUGGUAAAUUAGCUAUAUCUCUUAGCCUCCUAUCUCAAAGAAAGACAGCCCAGGGUUUGCAAAACACCAACCACCAGAGAUAGUCUAGUCAAUAUCUCCAAAUGAUAUUUUGUGAUGGGCUCUUUCAGAUUGUUAGAAACUAAUAAAAGGAAUAGAUAGACUGCA
Molecule: messenger RNA, 834 nt
Organism: Varanus komodoensis (Komodo dragon)
Lineage: Eukaryota; Metazoa; Chordata; Lepidosauria; Squamata; Varanidae
Product: lysozyme C-like
Exons: 4
Molecular function (GO): lysozyme activity
Source: RefSeq, a predicted model, not a curated record